Cylicocyclus nassatus is the source of this 2278-nucleotide messenger RNA. The record is from the annotation of a GenBank genome assembly. NCBI's taxonomy places the organism in Eukaryota, Metazoa, Nematoda, Chromadorea, Rhabditida, Strongylidae.
UCAAUAGCUGCAGGAAAAGAAAAUUUCCGUGAGGUGGGCGUGGCAUCGAUCGACAGCAUCGACCUGUCACCGCUUGCCAAUUUUCGUUGAGUGCGCGUCGAAAACUUCUGCUGCCAUUGACGUUGAGUGGACGUAUCUUGGACAUCGGGACAUAGCUCUUCUUCAGUUCUCUUCAACGAAAUUCAGUUCUCAACCAUGGCGGACGAUGCUGGGCUCGAUGUCGAUGCAAUGCUCGAAAAUGCUUUAGAGGGAAAAACGACAGGGGAUACAACGAAGGACACACCUGUCAAUGACAAAGACAAGGACAAAGACAAAGAUAAAGAGAAGGAAAAUGGCUCUGCGAAGAAAAAGAAGGACAAACGUAGCCGAUCACGGUCUCGCAGCCGUGAUCGUAAGAAGCGUAAGCGCAGUUCUAGUCGCGACAGGAAACGUAGUUCGAGCCGUGAACGUCGUCAUCGCCACAGCAGUUCGAAAUCGCGAGAUCGUAGACGCAGUCGAAGCAGGGAUCGGGAUCGAAGAAGAAGCAGGUCUAGGGAUCGCAGGCGCUCGAGGUCUCGUUCGCGCGAUCGCCGUCGCUCCUCUCGGGAUCGCGAUCGUCGUCGUCGUUCGCGAUCACGUCCUCGUGUCAUAGAUCAUCGUGACAGACGCUCGCCUAUGAGAAGAUCACCACCUCCGAGAAAUCGUCUACCAGGACCAGAACGUCGUGAUGUGAUGCCUUUCACUGCGCGUUCAUCACCACCACGCGGUGCUAAACUAGAUAUGACUGCUGAAGAAAGGGAUCAGAGAACAUUAUUCAUUUUGCAGAUUGCACGUCAAACGCGUCCACGUGAUCUAGAAGAAUUCUUCAGUGCUGUAGGCAGCGUACGUGACGUCCGUAUUAUCACCGAUUCGAGAACGGGACGUUCGAAAGGAAUUGCCUACGUUGAAUUUUGGGAAGAGGAAAGUGUACCGCUUGGGCUGGCUUUGAGUGGACAGAAACUUCUAGGAGCUCCUCUUGUCAUUCAACGCACAUGCGCUGAAAGAAAUCGUGCAGCAAACGCAACUAUCGGUACAAGUCUCGGCUUUGGUCCUGCUCCAUCCAAGGGUCCUUGUAAACUUCACGUAUCACAACUCCAUCCUAAUAUCACUGAGAGUAUGCUGGAUGGCAUAUUUGAUGCAUUCGGACGUGUGGAAAAGAUAGAGGUUGUCAAAGAUCCAGCUGGUAACAGUAUGGGUUACGGCUUUGUUACGUUCAAAUUGACUGAAGAUGCCACGAAAGCUAUGGAGCAGCUGAAUGGAUUCGAGAUUGCUGGUAAACCGAUCAAAGUCUCGGUUGUUGACGACGAUGAAGAGUCGAUACGGCAGCGGAGCUUGGAUGAUGUAGCCGACGAGAAACAAGGUCUAGCUCUUGGUCAAGGUGGUCGUAUUCAACUUAUGGCCAAACUUGCCCAAGGUAGAGGUACUGGAAUUGAACUCCCUCCAUCUGCUCAGCAAGCCUUGCAGCAGCAAUCUGCAGAUCCGACAAUCCCAGCAAUAGCUACCCAAUGCUUCAUGCUUUCGAAUAUGUUUGAUCCACGGACUGAGACUCGACCUACAUGGGCGACAGAAGUUCGAGACGAUGUCAUAGAAGAAUGUUAUAAGAAUGGUGGUGCACUUCAUGUGUACGUAGAUACCGCCAGUCCACAAGGCAAUGUUUACGUGAAAUGCCCAUCUGUGUCUGCUGCUCACAAGAGCGUUUCAGCUCUUCAUGGACGAUGGUUUAGCGGAAAGGUCAUCACAGCAAAUUAUGUUCCCGUAACGUCAUAUCAUGAACUUUUCCCGGAUGCUUUGGUAGCCAGGAACAUCCUCAUACCCAAGCCGAGCGAUCAGCUCUCGGGUACUACAUCGAAUUUUGCCGCUCCACCUCCUCCAGCUAUGCCUGGCUACGGAGUCCCCCCUCAGACCGGGGAGGUUGAGUGGAACAUGUUGCUUUCUUCUUCUCGUGCUUCGAUUGAGGAAUGGUGUACAAUUCUCAUUUUCGGGAAAAAGCACGAAAAUUCGCAUUUAAGUAAGAGAAGUCUUUCGACAUUGUUUGCGAGAUUUGUACAUGGAUGGAUGGCUUUGUUGUGUUUCAUUUUUUGAAAAUCUUCCUCCCACACCUAACACUCAUUUUCCUGAUAGGACUGGUUAUCAGGUUCAUUCAGUGUUUUUCUUUCAUUUUACUUUUUAUCUGCCUCUCGAGUAUAUUGUAAAAUAAAAAAAAAUAAAAUGAUUAACUUGACUUAGUAGUUCUGUAUUGAUCCAACUCUGAACGAUACAC